Pneumocystis jirovecii RU7 is the source of this 570-nucleotide messenger RNA. RefSeq lists its product as uncharacterized. Gene Ontology annotation, molecular function: transcription corepressor activity; transcription factor binding. The record is from RefSeq and is a predicted model, not a curated record. Gene Ontology annotation, cellular component: nucleus. NCBI's taxonomy places the organism in Eukaryota, Fungi, Ascomycota, Pneumocystomycetes, Pneumocystales, Pneumocystaceae. Bases 1 to 570 code for a protein of 189 amino acids. Gene Ontology annotation, biological process: negative regulation of DNA-templated transcription. The transcript has 3 exons.
AUGUAUAUUUCAAAACCACCAUCACGAUCAAUUGACCGACAAAAAACAACACCGUUUUUGCUUCGACUUUUUUACAAAGUUGGUAGUUUUCAUUCAAUCGAUGAAUUUCAACCAGGAAGUCAACCAGUUGCCGAUGAAGUUCAAAUAUAUACAUGGAAAGAUGCAAGUCUUCAUGAACUAGCCCAACUCCUUUCAAAAGCUAUUCCCAACAACAAACAUACACGGUUUUCAUUUCGGCUUAUUUAUAGUGAUAAUUACAAAGAAAGAUAUCAAACAAAGGACAUUGGACAUGUUUCUUUAUUUUCAAAGAAUGCAGAAGCAUACAAAACUCUAGACGAUAUCCGCUUUGCUAUUGGUGACUGGAUCGAUGUUGCUGUUAAUAAUGAUGAAGGCCCAAAAAACAAAAUACUAAACCGGGGCUUUGGGAGAGGAAGACCUGGUGCACCAAUAAGAGGAAGAGGUAGUGGCUAUCCUUAUCCUGAUCUCCCGCCUGGACGUGAUUGGAGAGGAAGAGACAACGAUGGAAAUCAUGCGCGUGGAAGAUCAGGUCCUUAUAGAGGAAAAUGGUAA